Brassica oleracea var. oleracea is the source of this 715-nucleotide messenger RNA. RefSeq names its product proline-rich protein 3. The transcript has 2 exons. Lineage: Eukaryota; Viridiplantae; Streptophyta; Magnoliopsida; Brassicales; Brassicaceae. Bases 53 to 577 code for a protein of 174 amino acids. The record is from RefSeq and is a predicted model, not a curated record.
UAUACAUCUAUAAUACAGUUGAACAAAGCUCUCGUAAGUUAGAAACUAAAAAAUGGCCCUACAAUGUUCGUUUUUCUUCAUUCCAUGCAUGCUGCUUAUCUCGUCCCUGGUCACCGCCCGAGCAGACACAACCACCGACGGAGAACUACUUUCUUCCAUGAUCGGAGUUCAAGGUCUUAUCUACUGUAAACAAGGAUCCAAGCUUACCCCUCUCCAAGGUGCGGUGGCGAGGGUGACAUGCGAGACGGCGGACGAAUACGGUUACGAGGGAGAGGACGUGACGGUGCUCAGCCAAGCGACGGAUGCUAAGGGUUAUUUCCUGGCGACGCUUUCUCCAUCGGAGGUGAAGGGGUUAAAGAAGAAGGUGAUCAAGAUUAAAGAGUGCAGAGCGUUUCUUGAGCUUUCUCCAGCUGAUACCUGUUCUUAUCCGACUGAGAUCAACCGUGGAAUUAGCGGAGCCAUUCUCCAGACAUAUCGUCUCUUAGAAAACAAGCUUAAGAUGAAGCUCUUCACCGUUGGUCCUUUCGUGUUCUCCCCUGAGGAAACUCAGGAUAAGUCUAUCCCCGAUGGUUACUAAAUAUGAUUUAACAAUCCUUUUUUCUAUACAUGCCUUAAACGGGCGUCAGUGGGACACAUGAUUUUGUGAUCCCACAAUUGUCAAACGUUGUUUUCUUUCUUGUUUAACAUCCACCACUUGCUUCCUUGUUUUGAAAUC